AUGAUUGUGGAGAAGCCUCGCAAUGUGAAAGACGCCUGUCUAUCGUUUUGCAACUCACACAAAAACGGAGUUUCUACCGGCCAACAACACAAAGUUUACACAGGAGUUGUGAUUCUCCUGCCGCAUGCCACAGGUUCUCUAGAUUUGCUUCCCUAUCUCUGUCGGGCCCUCGUUUCAAUCCAGGAGUUUGGUAAUCUGGACGAGGCUACCAUCACAGCAUACAUCGCGACCGGGGAGCCCAUGGACAAAGCUGGCUGUUACGGCAUCCAGGUUCCUUAUCACCUUCGUAAUUCAUUCAAUGCCUUGCAGGACGUGGGCGCCUCACUCGUCAAGUCCGUCAAUGGAUGCUUCUACAACGUCGUUGGCUUCCCAAUCCACCGGUGA
Selaginella moellendorffii is the source of this 384-nucleotide messenger RNA. Its product is annotated as maf-like protein CTC_02076. The record is from RefSeq and is a predicted model, not a curated record. Gene Ontology annotation, molecular function: nucleoside triphosphate diphosphatase activity. The transcript has 2 exons. The coding region runs from base 1 to 384 and encodes 127 amino acids. Lineage: Eukaryota; Viridiplantae; Streptophyta; Lycopodiopsida; Selaginellales; Selaginellaceae.